AUGGAGACAAUAGGAGGCGUCUUUUCUUCCUCAAGCAAACCGUCCACCGAUAAAGUGGCGGAGCUGAAGAUGCAGGUCGUCGGGUUGAGUUCUCCCCUCGGUCGUUUGGAGAUCUGCUGGCUAUCAAAGAACAAGUCGGUGAAGAAGAAGUGGUGGAUGGCAAUGAAGACGAAGGAGGAAGACGACGCUCUCCUCGCAAACCCUAGGGUGUCACCCUUGACUCAUUCAAUGCAGCUGUUGGCUGCCUUAUCGGGCCGAGCCAUAUGGGUCGCCGGGUUUAGGCAAUCAACGGACGUUGGCCAUUAG
Molecule: messenger RNA, 306 nt
Organism: Linum trigynum
Lineage: Eukaryota; Viridiplantae; Streptophyta; Magnoliopsida; Malpighiales; Linaceae
Source: the annotation of a GenBank genome assembly